AUGGCCACGCCGCCAGCCCUUUUGCCGUCAACGAUUUUGCCGCCGCCGAAGCCCCUGGACACAUCGGGCAACGCCUGGCUUGGAUGGAAAACUUGGAAGACCAAUGAGAGGGUGGUCCCCGAAACAUUUUACAUCAUAGAGCAAAAUGUACCAGUGACUCUGAGCGGUUCAGUGGCCGAACGCCUUGGAUUUAUCUGCCGGAUACAGCACAUCGAGGUCGAUGAACUUUACCCGCCCGCACAACAUUUUGCAGAAGUAUUCUCGGGACUGGGUGAGCUCAAGGGCUACGAGUACGAAAUAAAACUCAAGCCUGGCGCCGUGGGUGUCAUCGUACCGGCUCGGAGAAUCCCCAUGGCCCUGGAAGGCAAGACUAGAGCGGAACUUCAGCGUAUGGAAGAUCAAGGCGUCAUAACAAAGCUUCAGGGUUUUGGCAAAUUCGGCUUAGCGAGUCGAGCUCCAAACUUUGCACCAUGA
Molecule: messenger RNA, 474 nt
Organism: Dermacentor silvarum
Lineage: Eukaryota; Metazoa; Arthropoda; Arachnida; Ixodida; Ixodidae
Exons: 3
Coding region: 1-474 (157 amino acids)
Source: RefSeq, a predicted model, not a curated record